AUGGAUGGGUUUAGAAGCUGUAAGGUUACAAUCGGAAACGAGGCAAGAGUUAUUCCUGAAAGCGAAAGGCCUGUUUCUGAGCUUACACACGAAUGGAAGGUCUAUGUACGUGCACCAGUAGAUGUUGUUAAGCGAGUUGAGUUCAGAUUGCACGAGUCGUUUAGCAACCGGUUGGUGAGUGUGGAGUACCCUUUUGAGGCUGUAGAGAGGGGAUGGGGAGAGUUCAGCAUCCAAAUAAAAAUUGUGCUGUGGAACGGAGAAAAGAUACACUGUAGCCAUUUUCUACAGCUGCAUGGAAGUGCCGAUGUGAUUGUGAAUGAACGAGUUGACGAAAUUGUGUAUCGAGGCGAGCCCAAUGCGAUAUUUGUUGAGGAAGAUGAAGAAGCAGAAUACAAGAAGAUUGAAGAUGCAAUCUUGAAGAUGCUGGAUAAAUUCAAGGAGAUUGGUGCAUAG
Messenger RNA from Ordospora pajunii, 453 nucleotides. RefSeq lists its product as uncharacterized. Gene Ontology annotation, cellular component: NuA4 histone acetyltransferase complex. The record is from RefSeq and is a predicted model, not a curated record. The transcript has a single exon. Lineage: Eukaryota; Fungi; Microsporidia; Ordosporidae. Gene Ontology annotation, molecular function: histone binding. Gene Ontology annotation, biological process: chromatin remodeling; regulation of transcription by RNA polymerase II. The coding region runs from base 1 to 453 and encodes 150 amino acids.